CAAAGGCAGUAAGACGCGGCUGGGAAAUGUCAUCAGUCAUCCUUAAUGGACGUAAUAUACUUCAAACAAUCAAUAGUGUUAUCCUUUAAGGGCUGAAAUAAGAUAAGUAUUGUCAGUGCCGUUUGCCGUUUGCGUGUGAACAAGACUCCAGAUGUAGGCUAAGUGACUAAAUCUGAGAAUCCACAGGUUCCUCCUCUGCGCGUGUUUGCUUUUUCUUCUGUGCUUCUGGAUGGAUCUAGACUGAAGGACAUCAGCUGUGAAGGGCACCCGAGUAGCUGUCUCGCGUUACGGACGUGUUUAUUUCACGGAGUGGAGUGAAGAAUGAAGUUGGUUCUCUCUAGAUAGAUGACGACCGGCGAGUCAGGGGGUCGUUGGACGACUUAAAUUCGCAGAGAACACGUAAAUAUUUUGCAGCCUAGUUUCUACAGCUCGUCAGUUGUGUUUUGAAAUCCUGCCUUGUUGAAAUCCUGCCUUGUUGAAAUCCUGCCUUGUAGCAGUUUGGAUUUUCAGUCGCGAAGAGGGAAGUUACCUGUGCGCUCAUCUGCCAAGGAGAGGCGCUGUCCGUGGUCCUGAAGUCAUUUAAACAACUCCUGCCAUCUUUCUCUUGGCCUUGUUCUCUAAAUAAAAGCAACAGUUAGAGGGACACUGUCCGUCAAGCAGCUCGACAAAGAGCUUAAUAUGGUAACUCAAACCAGUGUUCAUCUGCAAACUUUGGUACUUUUGAUUUUUUUCGUCUGCCUGAGCCAGCCAGUAUGUGUCGAUGUCCCGUCAGAGACAGAAGCAGUCCUGGGUAAAUCCAUGAGGUUGACCUGCAUCUCCUGUAUGAAGAGGGAGGAGAUCAAAGCAAAGACGUUUGUGGAUUGGUUCUACAUGCCAGAAAAGGAAAAAGACAUCCCACCUAACAGAACUCAUAUAUACGAGUAUAAGAAUAACAAACCAGUGGAAUUAGACGGACCAUUUAAGGGCCGUCUGACCUGGAAUGGGAGCCAGGACUUGCAAGAUGUCUCCAUUGAAAUAAUCAAUGUUACCUAUAACGACACCGGUGUCUUUGAGUGCAAUGUACUUCGCAAGUUUGAGUUUGACUUCUUUACACCCUCUGUCCUCGUCACGAAGGAGAUCAAGUUGAAGGUGAACGCUGAAGCCAGUCCAGACGUCACAGCGAUCUACUCUGAGAUCAUGAUGUAUGUGCUGCUGGUGUUCUUGACCUUCUGGCUGCUGGUGGAGAUGGUCUACUGCUACAGGAAGAUCUCCAAGUCCGAUGAGCAGGCGCAGGACACGGCGUAUUAAACAGUCAUGAUGGGAGCAGUGUCAUGUGCCGGAAACAGGCAUAGAUUCAACAACCUUUCAUCCAUGCCACUAUGAAGGUGUCAUUACUGCCAGACAGCCAUGGGAAUCCUGCCAACCGACCUCCCCUGUGUAUCGACCGUGUCUUGUGAAGAACAAGUCAAAAAUGUCCAAGUGCUAAAUUUUUCUCCUCCUUUUCCCUUCAUUUUUUUUAACCUUCGUGCCAGGCAUCUGAAAUCAAAUGCUUUCACAAAUAUAGCAGGUUAAAGAACAAAAGCGUCAGUGUCCUGCGCUUAUUAUCAGAUAAAUACCAGCCAUGGUACAUUUGGACAUGCUAGUGUGUAGAGUUACUAAACAUUUUCUUAGUAGUUAGUGGUGCCUCUGUGAUUUAUAAGCUUUAAACAAAAGAUCCAAAAAGAGACGCUGUCUUACUGCUGCCAAGGCUCUUAUUCACAACUUACAUACUGAUACUGUAGUACUUGUUUAGUUCAUUUGUGUUGUCACAGUUUUAUAGAUCCACGCUGAGAUUUUCAUUCACAGUUUUAUUUGUAUUGGCCAAUGUUUUUUAUGUCUUUUUAAGGAAAAUGAAUAGCAUAGCUUUUAUACUGUACGGAUGUGCAUUUCUCGGCUGUAUGUAUCAGUGAAGCCACAGUGUAAUGGAACUAUCAAGCCACUCUAUUUCAGAUGAUCUGAAUUAAUCUAGAGGUCUUUCCUAAACUCUCCCCUGUAUAAAUCUUUAAUCCAUGUUCAGCACUAAUGUCAAAGCAUAUUCAAUAGGUUAAGUCAUACUGCAUACAGUUACUCAAACAUUUAUUAUUAAGCUUUGCCUGUUGCUGGUGUUCUACAUUAGCACUGCUAUUGAGACUAAAUGUGUGCCUAUUUCUAUAGUACUACACUGUAGAAAUGUAUAUAUUUUAUGAUGCAAUCAUAUCACGCUGUUGUGUCUAUUACAGAUAUGAUAUCUCCUGUGUGAGUGAGCUGCUUUUGAACUAUUAAAUACAAUGCAUUCCA
Messenger RNA from Micropterus dolomieu (smallmouth bass), 2295 nucleotides. It is a transcript of the gene scn3b, whose product is annotated as sodium channel, voltage-gated, type III, beta. The record is from RefSeq and is a predicted model, not a curated record. NCBI's taxonomy places the organism in Eukaryota, Metazoa, Chordata, Actinopteri, Centrarchiformes, Centrarchidae. Gene Ontology annotation, cellular component: voltage-gated sodium channel complex. Bases 679 to 1287 code for a protein of 202 amino acids. Gene Ontology annotation, biological process: sodium ion transport; ventricular cardiac muscle cell action potential; regulation of heart rate by cardiac conduction. Gene Ontology annotation, molecular function: sodium channel regulator activity. The transcript is spliced from 5 exons.